Plasmodium relictum is the source of this 1146-nucleotide messenger RNA. RefSeq names its product Leu/Phe-tRNA protein transferase, putative. Bases 1 to 1146 code for a protein of 381 amino acids. Gene Ontology annotation, molecular function: leucyl-tRNA--protein transferase activity. The transcript has a single exon. The record is from RefSeq and is a predicted model, not a curated record. Gene Ontology annotation, cellular component: cytoplasm. Gene Ontology annotation, biological process: protein catabolic process. Lineage: Eukaryota; Apicomplexa; Aconoidasida; Haemosporida; Plasmodiidae.
AUGAGUGCUUAUGAAAAUUUAAAAAAUGAUACAAACAAAUUAACUGGUGAAAUUAAAAAUGAGAAUGAAAAAGUUGAAAAAAGAAAAAUAGUGGAAGGUAAUGUUAUAUAUAGGGAUAACGAAAAUGAUGCUAAAAGUAAUGAAGAAAGUAACCAAAGAGGAAAUAUUAAAAAUAAGGAUGAACAAAAUGAUAUAAGUGACCAGAAAAAUGAAACAAGUGGAGAUAAAAGAAGAAUAAUAAAGCUUGAUGACGAUGUAAAUAUAAACAAAAUUAUAGAAAAAAUAUCAAAGGAAGAACCAGAAAUGUUAACAAAAAUAUUUAAUUUGAUGAAAAAUAAUAAUUGCUUAAACUUUUAUCCUUUACUUACUCCAUAUCAUAAUAUUGAAAAAAUUGUUGAUAUUUUAAUAGAAGAAAAUUAUGAACAUGAAAAUACUUGGUGUGUACAUUGUGAUGCAUCAUUUAUUUGUCAGUUAUUUUACGAAGGUUUUAUACCAGUAGCAAGUAAGCAGAAAGUUUAUAAAAUAGAAAAUUAUGAAACUAAAAUAUACAAAGAGUGUUUAUUAAUUCCGAAGAUUCACUAUAUUAGAUCAUGUAUGCAUCCUAGUGAAAUACAUAUUUCAAAAAAAGUAAAAAAAAAAUGCAAAAAUUUUUAUAUAACUAUAGAUAAAGAUUUUGAUGGUGUUAUAGAAGGGAUAGUAGAAAAGCACGGGCAAAAUUGGUUAUAUCCAUUUGUUCAAAAAGAAUUUAAAAAAAUUUUUGAAAAAAGUAUAACUUAUAAAAAUGUUCAAAUGCAUUCUGUUGAAGUUUGGUAUGAAGAUAAAUUAGUAGCAGGUGAAAUUGGAAAUACUGUAGGAUCUAUUUAUACUAGCUUAACAGGUUUUCAAAGAAAAAGCUGUGCUGGUACUAUUCAAUUAUGUGCUUUAGCCAAAUUAUUAGAAUAUCAAAAAUUUCAGUUAUGGGAUCUUGGGAUGUUGUUACCUUAUAAAAAGGAAAUUGGAUCAAAAGAAAUUCCUAUGAAAGAAUUUUUUAACAAGCAUAGAGUUUUUAAAUAUCAGAAUGCUGAAUUUAAAGUUCCAUUUAAAGAGAAAUUAAAUUGUAGUGUUCUUAUUAAAGGUACUCAGAAUAAUUUGGAUAAAACAGAUUAA